Molecule: messenger RNA, 709 nt
Organism: Scylla paramamosain (green mud crab)
Lineage: Eukaryota; Metazoa; Arthropoda; Malacostraca; Decapoda; Portunidae
Exons: 4
Coding region: 92-517 (141 amino acids)
Source: RefSeq, a predicted model, not a curated record
UGCACCCUACAUCUGUGGGUUCUCUAGGGCGAGGUGUAUAUAAGCGGACUGACUGUAGUAUGGGUCCAAGGGCGCUCAUCCUACCACAAACAUGAAGUUCGCUGUGACUCUCGCCUCCUUCCUGGUUCUCUUUGCGCUUUCAAGCGCACAGACAGAUGUUGGAUGGUGCAGGUGCGGGUCUUUCGUGUCCUCCAGGCAUAUGGAAAUCAUGGUUCUGGAGCUGCCUGAGAUCACCAUCAACGACUGUGACAGCCACAACCAGUGCAAGAACGCCUGCAGUAAGGAGAUCAAUACCAUGACCAAUAACAUGGACUUGUGGUCGACGGUUGAUGGAGAGACAGUUGGCCAGUACUUCUGCAAUGAGCUCUUCCAACACGGUUUCUUCUGGAUCCAUAAUUCUUACAUCCACGGAUAUUAUGAGGUGUGUGGCGGCCCUUGGGAAUACACUGGAAUCGACUCGCAACAGCAAUUGUGCUGCACCAACCAUGAGCACAUCCACUGCGUCUCCAGGAUCUAGAAACAAAGAAGGUGCACCAGAACUCCGAACACGGCGAUCCAACACCCAAUCACACUCGUGUAACACCUCGACCCUUGAGACCAAAUAUAGAAUCCCAACUUAGUGCACGUGCUGAGCGUGUACUAAAGGAGUCAGAGGAAACACAGACAAGGGCAGUGUGUGUCUAAAGAGAAAGAUAUUCUAUUUUACAAC